UGCGCAGUAUAGACUGGUGCUGAACAGCUCUUAAUAUAUACAUGUGGAUUUUUUUAACACUUUGUAAAAACGGAUUAUAUUCGUUAUUUAUAUUGUAUAUUAUCUAUAGGCCAUAAAUAAUCCUAUAACAAAAAGAAUGAUUUUUUUUAAGUUAAUUCGUCCAUACAGCCAGUGCACAAAUCAUAAGUCUGCUAACCUGAUUAGAAAAGAGUUUGUAGAUUAUUUUACAAAGGAUUUAAAACACAAUGUUAUUCGUUCCAGUCCUGUAUCACCAAUUACUGAUCAUUCACUCGCAUUUGUCAACGCUGGCAUGAAUCAGUUCAAAGGAAUUUUCUUAAAUCACCACGAGCCACCUGCGAUGAAAGUUGUGAAUUCACAAAAGUGUAUCAGAGUCGGCGGUAAACACAACGAUUUAAGUGUCGUUGGUAAUGAUAGUUACCAUCACACAUUCUUUGAAAUGCUAGGCAACUGGUCUUUCGGGGAUUAUUUUAAGGAAGAAGCUUGCUCCUACGCUUGGAAUCUUUUAACAAAUGUGUAUGGUAUACCCAAAGAAUAUCUGUAUGUAACAUACUUUGGUGGUAAUGAGGAAUUGGGCAUGGGACCAGAUAUGGAGUGCAAGGAUAUUUGGUUGAGACUCGGUCUUCCAGAAUGCAGAGUUCUACCUUUCGGCAUGCGAGAGAAUUUCUGGGAAAUGGGUAUGUCAGGUCCCUGUGGACCCUGCACAGAAAUACACGUAGACUACAUGAAACGACCUGCCAAUCAAGCCGCACGAGUAAAUAAAGGAUAUGCUGAUCUUAUGGAGUUAUGGAAUAUAGUUUUUAUACAAUAUGAGAGGCUUGCAAAUGGAUGUAUAGUACCUUUACCAAAACAUCAUGUUGAUACAGGCAUGGGACUUGAACGAUUAGUUACCUUAUUACAAGGGAAAAAAUCAAAUUAUGAUACAGAUCUUUUCCAACCGUUAUUCAAUGCGAUACAAAAGCUAUCAAAUGCACCGGAAUAUAAAGGAACAUUUGGCAAUAAUGAUACAGGCCAGAUUGAUUAUGGCUACAGAAUCCUAGCAGAUCAUGUGAGAAUGGUUACUGUUGCGCUGGCUGAUAACAUGCUACCUGAGCAACAUCCAAAACUACGAAGGGUAUUACGAAGUGCGAUAGACAUAGGAGAGAAAAUAUUCAGGAAAAGUGGCAUAGUUGCCAAGCUUACCUGUAAUGUGACUGAUAACUUAGGUGAAGCUUAUCCAGAAUUGUACAAUAAUCUGAAACAGGUACAAAGGAUAAUAGACUUUGAAGAAGAUUUAUUAAAGAGAUUGAGGAAUACUUCUGGAAAAAUGUGGAAUAAUAUGGUUAAAAUUCGUCCAGAAUUAGCAUCGAUUACCGAUUGGAUGGCUCCUGGUUUAGUCGACGGCUAUAAAGAUCUGCAAUCCAUGUUGAAAGACUUGCGUAAAACCAAUGUGUUAUCCGGAACCAUUGCAUUUAAGCUGUAUGAUACGUACGGCCUUAAUUCUGAAACUAUAGCGGAGCUAGCACAGAUUGAAUCAUUAUAUUUCGAUGAAGCUGGCUUUGAAAAGGAACUUGAUAAUCGUAGAUAUCAAUCAAGAAUUGGAUUAGAUAAACGUACCAUACUUACCAAGGAAUCUUUGAGGAUACUGGAAGAAAAUCAUGUACCUAAAACGAAUGAUUCAUUCAAGUACAAUUAUACGUAUGAUGAAAGCAGCUAUGAAUUUCCAACACUUAAUAGUAAACUUCUCGGCAUCAUUAUUAAUGGAAACUUAGUCACAAGCAAAAAUUGUUCCGAAAUUACAACUAAUAAUAGAAUAGCUAUAAACAUAGACGAGAUAUUAAAUAGUACAGAUGAGAUUGGUAUUAUAUUGGAUAAGACCGUAUGUUAUUCACUAGAAGGUGGUCAAGUUUCCGACAAAGGAAACAUUCGUAUUAAGAAUUUACUUUUUAACAUAAACAAUGUCAGAAAGGUAAAUGGCUAUGUAAUUCAUUUGGGACAUUUUGCCAAAACAGAUGCACCCACAUCAGAGCUGCAGUUACAAAUGGAAGAUGAUUGUUUAGUUAAUAUAGAGCCGAAUAUUCGUGUUGGAGCUAUGAAACAUCAUACAGCAGCACACUUAUUGAAUGCAGUCGUGAAACAUGUUAUGCAAGUUGCUCAUCAACGUGGUUGUGCAGUCGAUAUGGACAGUUUAAAAUUACAGUUCAAUUCAUUUGGUGAACAACUUACAUCAAAACAAAUGAAGAUAAUAGAAGAUUGCAUUAAUAACAACAUAGAAUCUCGUGCCGCAGUAACUGUGCAAACGUUAAAUUCGCUGGAAUUGUUAAAACAAAACGACAUUACACUGCUCCCUGGAGAAAUAUAUCCUUACACUGGUAUUAGAGUCAUAGAAAUAAACACUGACGAUCUGAAAGCGAAAGAAGCAUGUUGCGGUACGCAUGUUCAUAAUACAGGUGUAUUGCAAUACUUUUGCUUUUUGGCGUACACCUCAAAGGGAGCCACGAAGCGCACUGUUAAAGCUGUUGUUGGCGACAGAGCUUUACGUAUGAAAGAAGCCGGUGAACGAAUAUGGAAGAGAAUUGUGGAGCUAGAAGCUACAAGUGACAAGUUUACAUAUGAACUAUUUAACGCAGAAAUAAAUCGAAUAAAACAGGAAAUCAAUGAUGAAAAUAUACUAUUACCGUACUUGAUUAAGGAGAAAUGCUUGACACAUCUAGAAAAAUUGAGCAAAACAGUGUGGUUACGCGAGAAAGAAAACGAAAAAGCUUGUAUAAUUCGUGAAAUCAGUAAUGCCGCUGAUUCGUCAUCCCGUUGUCUAGUGCAUUGUCUGAAGAAGAAUCCUACACAUUUGUCACUGCACGAAAUCGUAUCCUUCUUUUCUGAAACGCCAAUCUUAAUUCUAUCUCAUAUCAAUGGAUCUGUGAAAGCGAGAUGUUCUGUACCACAGGAAACGAUUUCUAAUACAUUCAAUGCACAGACGUGGAUGGAUAUUGUCCUACAAGUGUUUAAUGCAGAACAUAGACCUGUUAAGGGAUUCAACCCAAUGUUAGUGGCAAGUAUGAAGUCUACACAAGUAUCACAGAAUGAUUUUCAGAUAUAUAUGGAAAAAGCUAUUAUGCAGGCUACUAGAUUUGCGUCUGUGCAUUUACAAAAAACGGAACCUAUUAAUUAUAAGAAUCAAUGAAUGAAUGAAUGAACUUGUCACAUAAUCUUAUGAUUGACAUUAGAAAAAUGCGGCUGUAAUAAAUUCAUAUUUAUAAUGGA
This is a messenger RNA of Linepithema humile (Argentine ant), 3258 nucleotides long. It is a transcript of the gene AlaRS-m, whose product is annotated as alanine--tRNA ligase, mitochondrial. Gene Ontology annotation, biological process: alanyl-tRNA aminoacylation. The record is from RefSeq and is a predicted model, not a curated record. Gene Ontology annotation, cellular component: cytoplasm; mitochondrion. Gene Ontology annotation, molecular function: ATP binding; aminoacyl-tRNA deacylase activity; nucleic acid binding. NCBI's taxonomy places the organism in Eukaryota, Metazoa, Arthropoda, Insecta, Hymenoptera, Formicidae.